AUGUCGGACAUUGUACAAAUAAGACAAUCUUUCUUUCCACCAACCCCGUCAGCAUACAUUUGGCUGCUUUGGGUAUUCCAUUGGUUUCCUGCGGGUUCGAUAGGACAGUGGUUCAGUGACCAUCACCCAGUCGGCAAAUUCUCCGUUUCACGACGUUCCAAUAUCAACGGCAGAUUUGGAUGGCUCUUUAUGGAAAUCAUUGGACCUGUAAACAUGCUCUAUGUCAUGUGGAAACUGGAACCGUCAAUUCUCGGACUACCUUUGUGGAACAAGGUUACCGCUGCACUGUAUGUGAUUCACUACGUUAACCGCGCCGUCCUACAACCAUUAUUUAUCGCGCCGAGCAUGUCUCCCAUUGGGAUGGAGAUCUUUCUGGUCGUAUCGACGUUCAACUGGAUGAAUGGAGCGAUAUUUGGAUGCUGGGUUGUCGGGUACGAUACAAAAAUUGCCGGAUACAACGUCAGAAUUUCUGGUUCGGAGCCAUUAUCGGGUUGGCGCAAGGCCAUACCUUACGCCGGUCUCAUCAUCUUUGCAUUCGGUUGCGUUAACAACAUCCGGGCACAGCUCACUUUGUGGCGCAUGAGAAGAGAGGAGGCCCAUCGCCGCGUCACCAAAGACAAGAAGAAGCAUGCGCAACAGGAGAACAUUUACAGCAAAGUAUACGUUAUCCCACCCCCAAGGGGGCUUUUUACCUCGCAUUUAUAUCCACACUAUUGGUAUGAAUGGAUCGAGUGGUUUGGGUAUACACUCGUGGGCACAGCGGUCUUGUCCUCGAUUGCUUUCGCUUCCCGCCCAGUCACGACACAGGAGUUGAUGGUAGCACCAUGGCAUUGGCCCCUAGCACAACUGGCAGAGAAAUAUCAGAUUCCAUUUCCUUUGCCGGCUCUGGCUUUCCUGUUGAACUGUAUGGCGGCGAUGUUGCCCCAAGCGAGACGCGGACUAAGAUGGUAUAAGCAAACGUUCGGCAACGAGGCCGUCGUUGGCCGGUCAGCUAUCGUCCCUGGUGUCUCAUUCUUAUAG
Messenger RNA from Talaromyces stipitatus ATCC 10500, 1020 nucleotides. RefSeq lists its product as uncharacterized. Lineage: Eukaryota; Fungi; Ascomycota; Eurotiomycetes; Eurotiales; Trichocomaceae. The transcript has 2 exons. The coding region runs from base 1 to 1020 and encodes 339 amino acids. The record is from RefSeq and is a predicted model, not a curated record. Gene Ontology annotation, biological process: lipid metabolic process. Gene Ontology annotation, molecular function: oxidoreductase activity, acting on the CH-CH group of donors.